AUGUUCAUCGUCUUCAUGGUCUUCAUCCUCCUCAACUUCCUCAUCGCCAUCAUUGUUGAUGCCUUCAUGAGCGUCAAAGAUAGCGACAUCGUUGCUACGUCUAUCGCUGCUGAUCUCGCGCACAUAUUUAAUUACAAGUGGAACUGCUGGCGCGGCCGCUACUUGCCGUACCGCGUCAUUCUCGACCGCCUUGUGGAAUUGGGGGCUAAAGACACGCGCAUAAAAGACGAGAACCCUCGAAAGCGCCGCUUCAAGUCGAUCCAACGGCGGGUCACCGCAAUGCUCUCCGGCACGCGAGGCAGCGCCGCCGACAAGGCGACGCCCUUCCCGCGGUCCGACAACCAACCCGCCUUCCCAUCCGCCGCUAGCGAGUCUCGGGUGCGGAAGCAGCACGUGCUGACAGUGAGGGACAAGCGCAUCGAUGUCAUCUCGCUCGCCAUGAUCCUGCAGCGCCGCCACGACCACGCGGCAAAGAAAGCCCCUGCCACGUCAUCCAGUGGAGCGUGUUUAGUCUCGUGGAAUGCGGAGGAGGAUCAGCUAGAGCAGCUGUCUCAGUGGCUGCCAUCCCUGACCCAUGCAUCCCGUCCCGUCCCUCCCGUGUGCCGUGCAUGGAGCGAGCAGGAGGAGGUGGUGCGGUGCCAGGCAGGAGUAGAGGAGCUGAGGGGCAUGAUGGCGGACAUGCAGAGCGACAUGCGAGCCAUGAUGGCGCUGCUCGACCGCGCCCUCCCCGCCUCACGCGCCCACACGCCUCCUGUAUCCCGCUCCCAGACCCCUCCUGUCCCCCCCUCGGGAUCACCCCUGCCGGGGCAGUGGCCGCUGGUGUAG
Messenger RNA from Closterium sp. NIES-65, 825 nucleotides. NCBI's taxonomy places the organism in Eukaryota, Viridiplantae, Streptophyta, Zygnematophyceae, Desmidiales, Closteriaceae. The record is from the annotation of a GenBank genome assembly.